Messenger RNA from Rhizophagus irregularis DAOM 181602=DAOM 197198, 601 nucleotides. RefSeq lists its product as uncharacterized. Lineage: Eukaryota; Fungi; Glomeromycota; Glomeromycetes; Glomerales; Glomeraceae. The record is from RefSeq and is a predicted model, not a curated record.
AUUUAUAGUUUUGGUAUUAUAAUGUAUGAAGUAAUUUCUGAAUUACCUCCAUAUCAUGAUGUAAAUCAUGAUCAUAAUUUAGCAAUAAGAAUUUGUAAAGGACUUAGACCAAGGUUUAAUAUCAAAGUACCACAAUUAAUUGUCCGUUUAAUUAAAAGAUGCUUAGAUUCAAAUCCGUUAAGUCGACCAAAAGCAGAAGAAAUCAAAAAAAUCUUAAGUCAAUGGUCUGAAGAAUUAUUUACUAUGUUUAAAAAUCAUUAUGUAACUGAUAAUUAUACAGAAAUACAAAAACAAACUAGAGAAGCAGAAAAUAUCAAUAAGAAUUUGGCGGUCAGUAGUGCACCUUCAACCAACUUAGGAUUAUCGCAUAAAACACAUUCAGAAGAUAUUUAUACCAGUAGAUUGCUUAAUUUUAAUAAUCUUCCUGAACCAAAAAAUUCUGUCGAUUAUUAUGAUAAUCAAAACGAUGAUAUAAUUAGCAUGGAAUCUUCAGCAUCAUUAUCUCAGCAAAUUGAUAUUUUUCAGCAAAUUAAUAUUUCUCAGCAAAUUGGUAUUUCUCGACUAAACAUUUAAUGAAGAUGGUAAUAUUUAAACUUACAUU